GUGUCCUGACACUUUAGUUCAAUCGCAAACCUCUCUUGAUUACCGCGGAAAUUGAGGCAGGGAGCGGAUGAAAGCUGGUUCCUCGGGAAAGGGCAAUGAAUCCUCCAAGCUAGCAAAGCUCGCCGCUAGAUCUCAGUGACCAUGGAGAACAGAACAAGUGGGAUUGAGCUGUUCAACAAUUCAAUGAAUCAGACGGUAGAAAUAUCGAGGAUGCCUCAGAAUCCUCUUGAGUACCAGAUAGUCACCGUCCUGUUGGUCUUGUUGAUCUGUGGAGUGGGGAUAGCUGGAAAUGUCAUGGUUGUACUGGUGGUGCUGAAGACCAAACACAUGAGAACACCCACUAACUGCUACCUGGUGAGCUUGGCCAUUGCAGACCUGAUUGUCCUCCUGGCGGCAGGCCUGCCCAAUAUCACCGAGAGUGUGGUCGCCUCCUGGGUUUAUGGAUACGUCGGCUGCCUUUGCAUCACAUACCUGCAGUACCUGGGCAUCAACGCGUCGUCGUGUUCCAUCACCGCCUUUACCAUAGAGCGGUACAUCGCAAUCUGCCACCCCAUUAAAGCUCAGUUCAUCUGCACCGUGUCCAGAGCCAAGAAAAUCAUCGCCUUUGUCUGGGCCUUCACCUCGGUGUACUGCGUGAUGUGGUUCUUUUUACUGGACAUCAAGCAGAUCCCACAUGUCAAUGGCAUCCAGGUGGUCUGUGACUACAGGGUGUCAAGAAACCAUUACCUGCCCAUUUACUUUCUGGACUUCACUAUAUUCUAUGUGAUUCCUUUAUUCGUGGCCACAGUUCUGUACGGGCUCAUUGCUCGCAUACUGUUCCUGAAUCCGAUUCCCAGCACCCCGCAGGAGACAGCCAAUAACUCCAUUCACAGGGGGCGCAGCAGCGACUCCAAGAUGUCCUGUCGCCGCAACAAGGGCCCGCAAUCUUCCAGGAAGCAGGUCACUAAAAUGUUGGCAGUGGUGGUUAUCCUUUUUGCUCUCCUCUGGAUGCCCUACAGAACCUUGGUGGUUGUCAACUCCUUCAUGAAUACACCCUACUUGAACACUUGGUUUCUGUUAUUCUGCAGGAUGAGCAUUUAUCUGAACAGCGCCAUCAACCCUGUCAUUUACAAUCUAAUGUCUCAGAAAUUUCGUGCUGCCUUCAAAAAACUUUGCAAAUGCAAACAGUCACGGGCAGAAAAGCCUUCUGCCUAUAAUGUACCUGUUUACUACAGUGUAAUGAAAGAUAUGUCCCAUGAAAGUCCAGAUCAUGAUCUAACAGAGCAAGAGGAUAUUAAUGGCUAUCCAAUUCCUAAUAAGAAGUUAAAUUUUGAUAAUACUUGCUGUGAUACUAGCACAUUUAGUGUUGCCUGAAAUAAUAAUGAUCAACUUAUAAAAAAUAGAAAGAGAAAAUUAAAUACCUAUUUGGCAAGCAUAUGGCUUAAAUAAUCUUUUAUUAUUUCCUUUUGCUGAUGCAAUAUAAUAUUAUAUAACACUAUAUAAUAUUCUCAAAAUGAAUAUUAAUUCCUUGUCCUUGACAGUUUUAAAGCAAAAUAUAUUCAACAUUUUAUAGAGACAAUUCAUGUACUGGAAAUUAAUGUUGGCACAGUACAAGUAAUUAGCUGGAUGAGUGCAAACAUUAUUUGUAGGAAAAUUAUAAACUUGAUUUAGUAUUUGAACUUAUGCUUGAGCUCUCAAUAACAGAAGAAAUUUCCUGCACUCACUACCCAACACACAGCUUAUUUGUAGUCAGCACAACAUUGGACUAAGAACAGUCUAGAAAUCUCCUGAAGCUCUGCAAUUUCAAGAAUUUUCUAGAGUGUGUGGUAACCCUUCAUACAGGGACCUACACUACAAUUGUUCUAUUAUUAUGAAUCUUUCCUGACUGUUAACAGAAAAGAUGUUAAACCUGGAUAAUUUUAGGACGUCACCUAAAAUAAAUAGGUAUUUAUUGAAAUAUUUACAAUGUUCUUUGAAUCUUUAUUUAUGGUAGCUUUAUGACAAUCAUGAAUAAAAUAAAGUGCCAUAUCUUUAUGUAACUAAAUGAUAAAUAAUAGUACUUUUCAAUAGUUACCUAUUUUUGUUUAACAUAAGCCAAGAAGUUUCCAUUAUUAAAAUUAAAAACAAAAGUGUGCCACGGUACAAAAAUGCUUAAGUAAUCAAAGAUAUUGGUUUGACAUUUAUCUUUUGUUCUAUAGCACACAGACUUCUAAAUCCAAUUCUGAUAAUUCACAGAAUUACUUUCUGUUGCUGGGUUUUAAAUGAUGUAUGCUAAUGUGUGUAAUUUGCUAAUGUUUAUUUCGAAAUGUCCUCAAGCAAAUGUUGCAGCACUGCAUAUUUAUUAGGACUAGGACCUUGAUGAAACAACACAAUGCACUUUUUGUGAAUGUUAAUAUUGUGUGAUCAUACUAUAGAUUAAUUUAUUGAACUCAUUAUCAAUUAUUGCCAUUCUUUUGUCAGCACUGUGUAUCGUACGCAAUUGUUUAAAAUGUAAGUAGAUCACAUGACAUACAACAAACUAUUCCUACAGCUUUAAAGUAGUUUUGUGAAUUUAGUUGAGGCUAGAAUGCCAAUAAGCCUCAUAGUCAUGCCUGCAAUUAUUUAUGCUCAUAGUGCAAACCAGAAAUCAAAUGUAGUUUGGGAAUUUUAUCUUGAUUUGAAUAGUAAACUGAUUUAAUGUAUAUUUCAAUAGAAAGUAUCAUCACUGGAACAGAUUUAAGAUCUUUAAUUUGCAUAAAAUAUAAAUCAAAUGAUUCCAAGUAUUCUGUAUGUUUUGAAUUGUAAAAUUGUAAGGCUGUAUGUAAUGUUCAGUGAAUGUUCUUGUUCUUAAGUAUUUGUCCAUUAAAGCGAUGAAUACAAUGAUCUUGUCACUAAU
Molecule: messenger RNA, 2854 nt
Organism: Chiloscyllium plagiosum (whitespotted bambooshark)
Lineage: Eukaryota; Metazoa; Chordata; Chondrichthyes; Orectolobiformes; Hemiscylliidae
Product: thyrotropin-releasing hormone receptor-like
Biological process (GO): phospholipase C-activating G protein-coupled receptor signaling pathway
Cellular component (GO): membrane
Molecular function (GO): thyrotropin-releasing hormone receptor activity
Source: RefSeq, a predicted model, not a curated record